AUGGCUGCUAAUAAUGCAUACCAAUUGGAUUCCGGUCCACUUGAUCCGUCUCUAUUAACUGGACAGCUCACUCAUAGGUCACGAGAUAUAUGGACAGGGAAUGAUAAUAUGAUUUUGACCACAAGAGAAUGUGAUGGGAAGUCUCAUAGGCCUGUUAUUGAUCGUAGCUUAAUCACCGCACUAGUUGAGAGAUGGCGUCCUGAGACUCAUACAUUCCACUUUAGGAUGGGUGAGAGUACGAUCACUUUACCGGACGUGGAGAUAUUGUAUGGCUUACCCGUGAAAGGUAAUCCGAUAGUUGGGUAUGAGCCACAGAGACACAUCUGGUGGUCUUUUAAAGCUUAUGUAUUUGCCUAUGCUGGAGGAUAUCACUACAGUCGGGUCGGGUCUUACAGUUGGGGUAGUGCAACCCUAGCAUAUUUGUAUCGUUUUCUUUGUAAAGCCUCCCAAAGUAGCCAAAAUGAGAUUGCUGGAUUCCUACCACUACUUCAGAGAGUUACCGUCCUUAGGCCUCAGAUUGUAGCAAAAAGAGAUACAAGGAAUAUUUUCCCUGUUGGUUUACCAAGGGGUCCACAUGCUGCUAGAUGGUAUGCACAUUUUAGUUGGACCGACACUACCAAACACGUGUUAAGAAUUUUCAGGGAUGCGCUGGAUUCAAUGACAGAAGAUCAGGUGGGUUAUAUUCAUUUGAUGGUUAAUAAAGCAAUAUCGCUCGGUGAAAAUCCAUCAAUGGAGGAAUUUUACUGA
Solanum pennellii is the source of this 747-nucleotide messenger RNA. RefSeq names its product protein MAINTENANCE OF MERISTEMS-like. Lineage: Eukaryota; Viridiplantae; Streptophyta; Magnoliopsida; Solanales; Solanaceae. Gene Ontology annotation, biological process: meristem maintenance; meristem development. The transcript is spliced from 5 exons. The record is from RefSeq and is a predicted model, not a curated record. The coding region runs from base 1 to 747 and encodes 248 amino acids.